Desarmillaria tabescens is the source of this 1707-nucleotide messenger RNA. RefSeq lists its product as uncharacterized. NCBI's taxonomy places the organism in Eukaryota, Fungi, Basidiomycota, Agaricomycetes, Agaricales, Physalacriaceae. Bases 90 to 1358 code for a protein of 422 amino acids. The transcript is spliced from 5 exons. The record is from RefSeq and is a predicted model, not a curated record.
ACAUUCAAUGUUUUUAAGCAGUUGGAACUCCCCAAAUUUCUGAAAGAGCACCUCGUAUUGGCCAGAGAUGACAAUAAUGACGAAGAGCUAUGAUUAGGGACUUUGCUCGGAACCUCUUGAAUACAUUUGAAGGAAAAUUUACGUCGGACACCGAUGACUAUUCCCUCAAACAUGAGUGGAGAAAGCUUGCGACAGGACAUGAAAAGCUUCUUUUUGCUCUUACGGCUCCACAUCCUUCUAUGAACGAGGCCACGACCCGACAUGGAGUAGAUUCCCUGCUACACCAGGUUGUGAGGGUGGUGAGCGAGAAGCAGAAAUCGGAAGGCGAGAAAGGCAGCGUGGGGUAUCAGCAUGAGGUACCAAUGGCGAUGAGCAAGACGUACACGAAGGUGCCAUUCUCUGCUGGCCACGAGUUGACAUGCGAUGGCCAGGCCACCUACCGACUACAUGUGAUAAAUCGAUUAGCUAUCAAGAAAUUUGCAGCUCAUAACAAUCUCUUAACCGAGGUUACGAGCGCCGCGCGGCUUUCGCUGAAUUGUGAUGACCUGUGCAUGCUAGUCAUCGAGUAUCAGAAGAGCGACCCGACUGCUGCUGUCCAACAGCUCCUAAUGGAUUUCGCAGCAAUUCUGAGACACCGAAAAUUACUCGGCUUCGGGUUGGAAUAUCUCAUGGGGAUUGUAGGCAGCCACAAGGCGUCUAAUGUCUAUGAAUUAACCUUUUACCUUGGGACACUGACUGAUGAAGGAUAUGUGCGCCAUUGGGAUAUAGACACUUUGAACAUCGCCAACCCGGCUGGACUGCUUCAGUCUUAUGUGUGGAUGAUCAAUGGGCUAUCUACAUUCACCGCAUAUGCCAAAACCUGGGACUUUGAUAGCACCGCACCUCGCGACUUACCGGAACUUUUGUGGAGAGCUGAUCGUUCUGGUGGAUCAAAGGGCUCGGCAGAGCAUUCACGCAAACGCAAACGCAGUGACAGCCAGGGACGUCGAUCAUCCGGCAGCGGUCAUGAGACUGGUGGUGGUGGCGGCGCUGACAACGACAUGAGAAUGGAGGAGAUGGAUAUGUCAGGCGCUGAAGUAGAGUCUGAAGAGGACAGGAGUGAAGAGUUGAUGGACAAUAGUUACGGACAGAGAAUGGUGACGAUGGUGGACGAAAAUGGAAUCUCAUACAAGGUCCCGUACUACACCCCAUCAGAGCUGGCUCGGUGUGCGGAUGAAGAAUACGAUGAGGCCGUUUUCGAAGCUCGAGAGCGGAUGUGUGCGCAGCAAGAUGAAAUAUCAUCAAUUGAUAAGACACGGCGUUACUUGGACUCUCUCAGGACGGAUGGUAGUGCGCGGUUCUUGUCAGAUUCUGCCUAGGCUGUACGAUUUGUUAUCGUCUGAUAAUGCCUGCACACUAAAGGGCAGCCUUAGGCCCACCCCAUCUUCAGGACUCGAUGGCCCACCGCUUCAUCUUAUAAUGCCAGACACCACUGGGGGCCGGCCCAUCCGAAAGUUACAGACAUGCGGCACUUACAAAGGACAUCCAAUAAGCAGACUGAGAUGUUCGUUGUGUUUCUGCUCCACUACAACGACCUCAGCUUCAAUAGCAAAUCAUACGUAUUGUCUAUUGACAAACAAGAGGUCGUAUUAAACGAUCGGGGUGAACGAAAUCUGGAUCACUACGUCGAGUUUGGUAUAUUAUGUAAAUGGCUGCGUCCCGCGUCCG